UGCUGUCUCGAUGGAUUCGAAAUGCUAUCAUCUAUUGAACGAACGUUUAGGGAGAGCCGAGGCGUCUGACCAGGCGUCUGAUAAGUCGUCAGGGAAAAAAAGACAGGCAUUUGUUGAGCGAGCCAUCAAAUAUAAAGAGGUUAGAAUUGAUGAACUGGCACGAACUAGCCACGAACGACGAUGUCAAAUUGCUCAAGCCACCUCCAGCCUCCUGAAUGCAACUUUUCGAAAAUCGACUCGGUCGAAUCGGUCCCUGUGUUUUUCUCACUUGAAGCUGAAGUCGAGCUCAAACAACAAUUCUGGCGCCGUAGAGCAUUUAGGUCCAGAUGCAUCUGAAAAGCCGGUGCCCGAUCCUUGCGCUCUGUUCGACAUUUUCAUGCCUUACGCUUUAUGCGGUGCCAUGGCAUCGCUCAGGUUCGAUCUAAUUAUGAGUCAACACGACCAGAACCACAUAGCCAUCUGCGAGGAGGACUUGGUGUACAAGUUCUGCUGGUGCUUGGGCGUGUGCAUGAAGGACAGGCACUUCGGGGAUCGACACCUCGACGAGAUGGAGUCGAUCGUGCGUAGCAUCCAGAUCAAGCUCGUAGAGCCUAUUAAGGCUUCCGCAUUGAAGGCCAAAGAAGUCGAUGCGGACAAGUCAAAGGAGGCCAAGCGAUUGAUCAGAUUAAGGAAGAACAGCAAAAGCUCGCUUGAGGAGGAUUCCGAAGAGGAUGGUCUACUGGGUGAAGUGAGUCAACUGGAAAAAUCGAAUCGCCUGAGAGAGAACCGAGCGAGACCCGGCGCGCCCUCGAAUGAUGCGGAUGAGAACGAGAAGUCUGUCUUAAGCUCGGACGCGAAUGUGGUGGAGACGCGGGCGAAGAGAUACUUCCGCGCCGGAGCAGAAGAAGGCGCUGAAAGGAGACGAAUCAAAAAAUCGAGCGACGGAACCGCGGAAGAUAGCGAUGAAUACGACUACGAAGGAGAUAUGAACAACGACGACCGGUUCGCCUGGGAGGAUGAGGACGACAUGGAGUAUUCUCGUUCGAAAAAGCGUUUUAGCUCGUCAAAUCGCGGCGUCCAAUCGAAUCAAAAGGCGUCUGAGGAGUCGUCGACGACUUUCACGGUAUCUCCAGGCAUUCGCCUCAAGAAAGGCAACCAGGUUAUUUUUGACGCUGCAAACAGCACAUUUUCUCUCGAGCAGAAGCUUGGAUUCAAAAUUCCGCCGCUGACCAGAGAAAUGACUAGGCACGCUGAGUUACUGGAAAACAUAUCGUUCGUUCUAAGGGCGAAUUACGUUCAUGUCGCGCUGCUCGAUGGGGUGAUCUCUGCAGCACAGGAACAUACUAAGUCUUUGGUCCAACGAAACAGAAAAGUGUUGACUCACAAGGAAAGCUCGAGCACCCCGACGCGUCCGCACAGGAGCUAUUCGUUGGUGGACUUAGACACGCAAUACGAGGACUUGCCCAUCACUCGUAAGCAAAUCUACUCCAGCCUUUCCGGCAACAAGAAGCUGAUGCACUUGCUCAGUCUGCUCGAGCUUUCGAACCAUCCGCAACAGCUGUCUGGCCUCACGAACCUCGUGCCGUGGAUGAUUCGCCAGGAACUCCCCCCGAAAGUCUCCGACGCGGCUCUCGUGAGCGAGUUCCUGGUGUCGUUCGGGCACCUGAUGAUCGAGCUGGAUCGCUGGACCUAUGCGAAGGAAAACGAGGAGAAAAAAAACAAACAGUUGCGCUUGUUGAUGCAACAAGAGGCGGAGAACAAGCAACGGAACGCAGACGUAUUCAUGGAGGUGCUAGGCAUGAUGGAGUCAACCGAAAGAAGAGAACUAGAAGCCGAAUCUGAGAAAAGAAUCAAAGCCGCCAAAAUAGAAGAAACCAAAAGUUUUGAUGAAAAAAGUUUUGAAGAAACAGCAGAAAAAUUAGAAAAAGACCUCAUCCUUCCAUUUGACUAUUCUAGUCAUUUUGACUCUCUGUUCACUCAUGUCGAUACUAUCCAACACCCGAAUGUCCCAUUUUCAAUCACGCUCCAUUGGAUCCUUAGCAAGAUGUCCAUUUUAGAUGAGUGUACAAUCAUAGAAUUCGUCAAGUGGCUCGUUUACAAUCCACCGCCCUCCGAUUCGCUCAACCCGAGAUUGCAUCUGCUGUCAAAAUACCCAGAAUUCGUUCAACAGCUUCUGCGACAACUGUCUCUUUAUGCGCCGCCUAAACUACAAACCGUUCGUCAAUUGUUGUUCGAGUCGAUACUGCUUCCGCUCGCUUCUCAAUCCCCCUUCGUCCAUUUGCAAAUCCUUCUCUACCUCCAUGCCGCCAAGACCAGAUACACAAUUUCUAUCAAGGACUGCAUUUCCCUCGUCCACGCUCUCGCGACGUCGCACGCCUUCUCUGCCCACUUCCGUGUCCAGGAAAUCCGACGGGCCUACUUUCUCCUGGCGCAGCUACUUGGCUCUUAUUGCCACACGCACCAGCAGCGCACUUGUCUCGCGUACACAUUCCACUUCCUGGAGCCCACUUUCGACCUUUCCCCCCACCUCUCGCCCUAGACUUUCUGAGAUGAUAAAAGUGCGCGCCGACCGCCGGCACCGCCCCCUUCACAUCGGUAUCUCGUCGAGCGUGUACUCUCCCAAGUUGCCCUUUCUAAACUCGCUUACCAGGACUCUCGCCUGCGUCGUUUCGUCCUUCUUUCCGAAUCUCUUCCCUAUCUCCCUCAACAGAUGUUCGUAAGUAUUCGGCACCGUCUCCAACUUGAGCGCGCCGUGCCAACCGCUCGAUGCAUCGCGGCGCGCAUUCUUUUUCGUUAAAAGGUAAUACACAUAUUCUCCCGCUAACAGGUA
Messenger RNA from Schistocerca gregaria, 2809 nucleotides. RefSeq lists its product as uncharacterized. Gene Ontology annotation, cellular component: nucleus. Gene Ontology annotation, biological process: negative regulation of DNA-templated transcription. The transcript is spliced from 3 exons. Lineage: Eukaryota; Metazoa; Arthropoda; Insecta; Orthoptera; Acrididae. Bases 11 to 2518 code for a protein of 835 amino acids. The record is from RefSeq and is a predicted model, not a curated record.